Messenger RNA from Fusarium fujikuroi IMI 58289, 225 nucleotides. RefSeq lists its product as uncharacterized. The record is from RefSeq and is a predicted model, not a curated record. The coding region runs from base 1 to 225 and encodes 74 amino acids. NCBI's taxonomy places the organism in Eukaryota, Fungi, Ascomycota, Sordariomycetes, Hypocreales, Nectriaceae. The transcript has 3 exons.
AUGCUAGCAGGGCCAGAAGCUGCUGCUAGCUACGGCCUGGCACAGCAGGGCUGCUGCACAUAUCAAGAUGCCACAAUUUCCACCAUUCUACAGGCUACCGCCACCAUGAACCAAAGCCACAUCAGUGCCGCGCAAGAGUACAGCGCUAUGCUGCACGAGCGACGGAAUGGAAGGGCAAAAUUGACACAAAUGCAGGAUAAAGCUAUCGCCGUCAUGAAAAAGUAA